UUCUAGAUAAAUCUUAGACGUAGAAAAUAUUAUCAAAGUGUUAAUACCAAACUUUAUUGACAUUCAAGGGAUAUUUGACUAAGAUGUGGCCGACUUGAUUUGACCUCUGACGUCACUCCGCACGAAAUUCCUGUCCCGCCAUCUUUAUUGCCUCGUGCAUGGAAAGGUAGCUGCGCCUUUUGUUUAUAACAAGAAAAAUACAAUAAAAAGCCAGAAAGAUGAAUCAAGAAAAGUUAAAUAGAAUGCAGAAGAUGUCAGAGCAAGUCCGUAUAGGAGGAAAGGGCAGCGCUCGUAGGAAAAGAAAGGUUGUCCACAGGACGGCCACCACUGAUGACAAGAAACUGCAGUCCAGUCUGAAGAAACUGACAGUCAACAACAUCCCAGGAAUAGAGGAGGUGAACAUGAUAAGGGAUGAUGGUACUGUUGUCCACUUCAACAACCCUAAGGUCCAGGCCUCACUCGCUGCCAAUACCUUCGCCAUCACCGGCCACGCUGAAAACAAACAGUUGACAGAAAUGUUGCCAGGCAUUUUGAACCAGCUGGGAGCUGACAGUCUGCACCAACUGCCACUGCUGGUGAGGACGAUGAUGUGCCUGAACUGGUGGCCAACUUUGACGAACCCUCCAAGGGAGAGGGAGUCUAGAACAGGACCAAGACUGCACUGCGCCACGCCCACCCAACCAACCACCCCUGCAUCUCAACCUUGGGCACCCCUCCUUAUGAUCAGUUUCCUCCUCCUGUGCUUUGUGCAAUGCUGAUAAAUUGAUGUUUUGUUUUGUUUCUUACACAAGUCGUGAUAUAUCUAAACUUCGCACUUGUCAUUUACCUGCACAUCACAAAAAGGUUUGAAGGUUUUUUAUUAUCAGAAGGGAAAAAUUUCAGUGCAUUGUCAAUCCUAUGUAUAUGUUAACCAGACUUAAAACAUUGUAGAAAAUGAUGUGUUGUGGCCUCUGAGGAACAUUACUUUUACAUUAGACAGUAGGGUUGAUGGCUUGGUGUCAGUAAGGAUAUUGUCUAAGUUGUGUUAAUGUUGUCUUCUCGAAUGUUGUCCUGUCAUUCAGGAUGACAACAAUAAGGGUGACCUGUUUCAUAUGGCAUUUCUUUUUCUGUACCCCUAUUACUCGCAAAAUAUAAUGUAACAAGGCAGUGAAAAAAACAACUUUGUGCUUUCAGAAUUAUGACUAAAACAAAAUCAAGCAGAUGAUGUAUGUCCUCUACAAAGUUUAUGGUUUGCAAAUAAAAACUAAUUACGGAUGGAGCA
Messenger RNA from Branchiostoma floridae (Florida lancelet), 1261 nucleotides. Its product is annotated as transcription factor BTF3 homolog 4-like. The record is from RefSeq and is a predicted model, not a curated record. NCBI's taxonomy places the organism in Eukaryota, Metazoa, Chordata, Leptocardii, Amphioxiformes, Branchiostomatidae. Gene Ontology annotation, cellular component: nascent polypeptide-associated complex; cytosol.